Colias croceus (clouded yellow) is the source of this 1665-nucleotide messenger RNA. RefSeq names its product protein yellow-like (gene yellow-12). The record is from RefSeq and is a predicted model, not a curated record. NCBI's taxonomy places the organism in Eukaryota, Metazoa, Arthropoda, Insecta, Lepidoptera, Pieridae. Bases 78 to 1604 code for a protein of 508 amino acids. Gene Ontology annotation, cellular component: extracellular region. The transcript is spliced from 4 exons.
UCUUACGCUCAUAGGUCCUAUUACAGACGCGGGUUUAGCGAUACAAUUAAUACUUGCGUUUAAUAUAAAUAUGUAAUAUGGCAGUGUCACAACAAUGGUUUAUACAGUGGUCGUCACCGUCGGUUACGUUUACCGAUAUCAGUGCUAAAUAUAAAAAUGUGAACCCAUAUUUGGAACAGCGUGAUCUAAAUGUAUUAAGCUUUUAUGAUCAAAAAUAUACAAACAAUGAACGGUUGUCUCCGUAUCAAUAUCGAAGGAGGAAGUACUAUAGUCAUUUAGAAUCGAAAAAAGCUUAUCAAGCAAAUGAGCGAUCAGCGGGUGUCACACUAUGGCUUGCUAUGUUAGGAUUAGCGAGUUCACAAUCUCUACCAGCGGAUGUGGAUACUCCACCUUUCAGUACUCUUUACAAAUGGAAAUAUAUUGACUUCGAGUUUCCGUCCGAACUGCAUCGACAGAGAGCUCUCUCUUCUAGGCAAUACGUACCAGAUAGUGUUCUGCCAUUGGGUUUAGAAGUGUGGGGAUCGCGGGUUUGGGUGACAUUACCCAGCUGGAGGCAAGGCGUUCCCGCGACUCUGGCUACUGUGUCCCGUUUUGGGGGCGUAGUGUCGCCCCUCCUCAGACCGUACCCGGAUUGGAGCUUUCAUAGAGCCUUCAAUAACCAAAACAAUUGCUCUGGCUUAACAUCAGUAUUUCGCAUCAACGUGGAUCAAUGUGGAAGAUUAUGGGUCUUGGAUUCUGGACAAAUUGAUUCACAAGACAACCCUAAACAAAUAUGUCCACCUAGCAUCGUUGUCUUUAAUUUACAAAACGAUGAACUUGUAGCACGAUAUACUAUUCCUGAAAAAUAUGUGCUCCAAGAUUCUCUGUUCUCCAAUAUUGUAGUGGAUUCUAGAACAUCAGAUUGUUCAGAUCUACACGUUUACAUUGCUGAUACUUGGAGAUUUGGUCUAUUAGUAUUUCGCGAGAGGGACGCCAGUUUUUGGCGUUUUUCGCAUCAUUUAUUCUAUCCAGAUCCUUUGGCAUCAAAUUAUACACUUCAUGGACAUAAUUUUCAAUGGUCCGAUGGUAUAUUUGGUCUAGCUUUAUCUCCAGUCAAUUACUUUCAGGAAAGAAUCCUUUACUUCCAUUCAAUGUCAAGUUACAGAGAGUUUUACGUCAAAACGUCUGUUCUUCGCGAACCAUCACGUGUUAAUAACAGUGCAACUGAGUUUAAUCUAUUAGGAGAAAGUAGGGGGCUGUUUGGACAAUCAUCAGCAUCUGCCAUAGAUAGGCGUGGAGUAAUGUUUUACGGAUUAGUCACUAGAGACAGUAUAGCAUGCUGGGAUACUAAAAAACCGUAUCAAAAAAUAACAACCGGUACCGUGGCUAGGAACCCAGAGACGCUAAUUUUCCCUAAUGAUAUUAAAGUGGAUCAAAGUGAGCGGCAGAGCUUAUGGGUAAUAUCAAACAGAUUACCAAUUUUUCAAGAGGGUCCAUUAGAUCCAGAAGACUAUAAUUAUCGUAUCAUGUAUGUUGAUACGAUAGAAGCGGUUCGAGGCACGGUUUGUGAUCCAGGUUAUCCCAUGGCAGAGAGACCAAUUAUUCAUACUGAUUUGUGGCCAUAAAUAUUAUACUUUAAGGAUAAGUGUAAAAUAUUCUCUUGUAAAUAAAAUAUACAUGACCCUA